AUGUCAGAAAGCGUUCUAUACAUCCACCACCAUGCCAUCGGUAGAGACAGCAAAAAAAUCUUCAAAGACACGGCCGUGUCAAAGAAAGAUAUACGAGAAAACAAAAAGAGAACGCAUAACGCGUGUCAACAAUGCCACCACCACGACGGAGAAGAGGGAGUAACUCUGCGGCAAUGUUCACAAUGUAAGGCCGUGUGGUAUUGCUCCAAAGAAGUAAGCACCUGUAACUCCAGCCUCCCUGGUCUAAAAGCCUUUUUUCAAGUGCCAAAAGAGACAUUGGUGACUCUUCGCGUCAAGGUAAAAGUAGACAUACUCAAUGGCUUUUUCGGUUUUGCAAGGCCAGAACACAAAAAACACUGCCAAUUCUCAGAAGGCGAAGGCAUCACGAAAAUUGUUCAAAAUUUCACUGCUAACGACGUGCUGAACGAAUACCUCCAAGCAAUCUUUAUUCAAACGUUUCCUGCCCUGUUGGACUCGCCAACCCAGUGUCUUUCGACUGCAUUCGUCGCGCGCGUCGACAUUGGUUUCGAACCAGUUGAUAUUCCGGACUUUUUCAGAAUUUUCAACCACGAGUUGGAUGCGCCUGACCCUCGAAAGGCUCCUGUCCGGGGAAUGCUCCAGUUGAAUGGGUUUACAGCUCUUUGUUCAACCACUGGGUUUGGCCUCCGGCUGGAAGACCUUGCUCGCACGAGACGUAUGGUGUGGGAGUCGGUACGAGAGGAAGGUGGCGCCGCUGACCCGUCCGAACCGGUGGCUAUCGUCGAAUUGGGAAGAGGCAACUUGGGACAACAGAUAACUUUCGCAUUGCCGAUAUCAAAAGCAGCUUCAUACACCGUGCGCCAGGCGUCGCCCUGGAACGUUCAAUCGGCCAUUACGGGGCGAGUAACGCAAACGUCUUUCAGCAUCGAUAGUUGCCUUGAGUUUAUCAACUCGCACAUUAGAGCAGACAAGCAAAACCGGUUUUCUUUGAGGACCAACCUGCUUCAGCAAGACGUUCAGGUGAUUCAUGACGCGUCCAACAAUGAUCCACCAAGUCGUGGGGCACAACUCCUACGUGCUCGGAUGGCCAAAGAACGAAUAUUCAAACCUGUCGCAAUGCCAGCCAUCGCACGAAAUGGCAAGAUAGUGCCGAUUUCUCCAGCUGGAAGGAUGGCUAUAGACUGA
This is a messenger RNA of Mycena indigotica, 1164 nucleotides long. RefSeq names its product MYND-type domain-containing protein. Bases 1 to 1164 code for a protein of 387 amino acids. The record is from RefSeq and is a predicted model, not a curated record. The transcript has 3 exons. Lineage: Eukaryota; Fungi; Basidiomycota; Agaricomycetes; Agaricales; Mycenaceae.